AUGCCUGUACAUCUACCAAAUCACCAGCCAUUACGUUUUGGUGUGCAACAGUCGUUAAGGCAUGUUCUUGAUGAUCCCUCAUCGAGUAAGACCAUGCUGACAGAAUUCUUUGUUUCCAACAGUUCUGAUGAAUCAGCAAUGCGUCUUAAGCUUCUGUAUAAAGAAUUUCCAGAGUACUUUGUGUGGGAACCAGCCAAGAAAAAGUGGAAAGUUCGACAUAAACAAGUUGUAGUUGGUCGUCUUUGCACAGUUAAUCCGUUUGAAGGUGAGCGCUAUUUUGAGCGUCUGUUGUUGAUUAAUGUAUGUUGCCCAACUUCUUUUCAAGAUUUGUUAACCGUGAAUGGCCACACAUUUGCGACCUUUCGUGAGGCUGCUGUCUCAAGAGGACUUCUACAAUCUGAUGACUACAUUGAUAGUUGUUUGGCAGAGGCGGCUCUGUUUCAGGCUCCUUCGUGUCUGCGUGUGUUGUUUGCGUUGCUCCUUGUUUACGGCAUAACUACCGAUUUACAAGUAUUGUGGGAUAAAUAUUAUCAUCCAUUGUCUGAAGAUUUUUCUCACAAUGGAAUAUUGACGGACGAUGAGGUGCUUGGAAAAACAGUUGUUGCGAUUAAUGUUGUGCUUAACUCUAUGGAUAAAUCUUUGGCUGACUUUCCAAUCCGUUUUAGUUGCAAGUAUGCAUCUGAUGAUCUGAUUCACAUAUCAUCCACAACUUUAUAA
Molecule: messenger RNA, 717 nt
Organism: Erythranthe guttata (spotted monkey flower)
Lineage: Eukaryota; Viridiplantae; Streptophyta; Magnoliopsida; Lamiales; Phrymaceae
Source: RefSeq, a predicted model, not a curated record